AUGUUCGAAGGAUAUGUGGUGUACUACCUCAACCAGUACCUUGGCAAGUAUGUGGAUGGCAUCGACCAGAAGUCGCUCAGGAUCUCCAUCUACAAGGGCGAUGUGGUGCUGCGCAACCUGCAGCUGAAGCCCGAUGCGCUGGCGGGCCUGGACCUGCCCGUGACGGUGCGGGCGGGGCUGCUGGGCUCCCUCACACUCAAGGUGCCCUGGAGCAGCCUGGGCACAGUGCCUGUGGAGGUGAAGAUCGACCGCCUCUACCUGCUGGCAUCCCCCAAGAGC
This is a messenger RNA of Chlorella variabilis, 279 nucleotides long. RefSeq lists its product as hypothetical. NCBI's taxonomy places the organism in Eukaryota, Viridiplantae, Chlorophyta, Trebouxiophyceae, Chlorellales, Chlorellaceae. Gene Ontology annotation, biological process: protein retention in Golgi apparatus; protein targeting to vacuole. The record is from RefSeq and is a predicted model, not a curated record. The annotation marks the transcript as partial. The transcript has 2 exons. Gene Ontology annotation, cellular component: extrinsic component of membrane.